Messenger RNA from Scatophagus argus, 2776 nucleotides. It is a transcript of the gene agfg1a, whose product is annotated as ArfGAP with FG repeats 1a. Gene Ontology annotation, molecular function: GTPase activator activity. The record is from RefSeq and is a predicted model, not a curated record. Lineage: Eukaryota; Metazoa; Chordata; Actinopteri; Scatophagidae. The transcript has 14 exons. Bases 209 to 2011 code for a protein of 600 amino acids.
UCUCGAUCAGUUAGUAAUCCCGAUUCAACGCCUCAAACUCCUUGUUCGAGGUGACGCGAGGCCCCCCUGACAACCGAGCCACCUACCCAUUCCCUCUCUGUCUUUAGCACGGGUCGGCAACCGUUUAAAAGCACAGCAUUUUGUUUUAGUUGUAGCUGACCCUCCAAUCUUCCCUAGUUUUGUUUCAUCCUACUAUACUACCCUUACCAUGGCGGCGAGUGCGAAACGAAAACAAGAGGAGAAACACCUGAAGAUGCUGAGAGAAAUGACGAGUUUGACUCCCAACAGAAAGUGCUUUGACUGCGACCAGCGCGGCCCAACCUAUGCCAAUAUGACUGUGGGCUCCUUCGUAUGUACCUCAUGCUCUGGCAUCCUACGAGGACUGAAUCCACCCCACAGAGUCAAGUCCAUCUCCAUGACAACUUUCACGCAACAGGAAAUCGACUUCCUACAGAAACAUGGCAAUGAGGUGUGUAAGCAGAUUUGGCUUGGCCUUUAUGAUGACAGAACUUCCUCAAUACCAGACUUCAGAGAACCACAGAAAGUCAAGGAGUUCCUUCAGGAUAAAUAUGAGAAGAAGCGAUGGUACGUACCUCCUGAGCAGGCCAAGGUAGUGGCAUCCGUCCAUGCUUCCAUCUCUGGCUCCUCAAACAGCAGCACCAGCAGCACCCCGGAGGUUAGACCACUCAAAUCCCUGCUGGGGGAGUCGGCCCCCUCCUUACAUCUCAACAAGAACACCCCACCUAAUCAGUCUCCAGUAGUGAGCCGUGGACAAACCCAUCAGCAGCAGUUCCAUGACAAGAGGUUUGACCUCCUCAGUGACUUGGGUGGAGACAUCUUCGCUGCACCGCCCAACAUGAAUGCUGGCACCAGCUCCGGUUUUGCUAACUUUGCACAUUUCAACAGCCACACAACAGCACAGAUUGCCAGCGCAAAUGCAGACUUUGCUAAUUUUGAUGCAUUCGGGAGCACUUCUGGGUCGACGGGUGCUUUCCCCUCUGCACCCCAAGCCCCGUUCCAUCCCUCAAAUACAGCGUUCACUGUGCUCUCAUCCAGCCGCAGUAUGGGUGAGUUUGCCUCUGCUCUGCAUCUCCGGGGUGCACACAGUAGCACCUCAGGGGGACUAGCAAAUGCCAGUUUUGCAAAUUUUGACAACUUCCCCAAAUCGUGUAGUGCUGACUUUGGAUCCUUCAGUUCCUCCUCCCAGAGUAACCCCACAGGAGCUGGCAAAGAUGCAGUACAGAGUACUAGCGUCCCUGCUGAUAAAUACGCAGCCCUGGCUGACCUGGAUAACGCGUUUAGCUCUGCCAAAACAGAGCAAGGAGGAGGUAUUCCUGGCGGGGUGAGCUCAGCCACAGCGUCGGCAGCAGCAGCAGGUGUGAGUGGUUUGCCUCAGAAGCAGCCAUCAGGGGGGGACCGCUAUGCUGCUCUAGCUGAGCUUGAUACAGUCUUCAGCUCCUCAGCCCCUGCCACCAGUGUUUACAACAGCACCAGCACCUCACAAGGGGGUAUGUUUGGUCCAGAUACUGGGGUGUCAACAGCACAAGCACAGCAGGCCCUACCUGGCAUGACUCAAGGAUUUGGAUCAGCUCAGUCAACUAAUCCAUUUGUAGCUGCUGGAGUUGGCCCAGCUUCCACCAACCCCUUCCAGAGCAACGGCAGAGCAGCAAAUAUGGCGGCGGCAGCAGCAGCGGCAGCAGCAGCAUCAUUUGGCACAGGCUCCAUGAGUAUGCCAGCUGGAUUUGGGAACGCUGCAGCCUACAACCUCCCCACCAGUUUUAGUGGAACCUUUCAGCAACCUUUUCCUGGCCAGGCUCCCUUCCCUCAGCCUCCUGCCUAUCCCCAGCAACCUAACGGUGGAGGAUUUCCGGCCUUUGGUCCAGCCAAGCCUGUAGUGACUCCUUUUGGGCAGCCAAUGGCUGGACCUGUGGUCUCCAGCAACCCUUUCCUGGGUGUGGGUCCUUCUGCACAAUAUCCUGCAGGAGGCUCCUCAACAAAUCCCUUCUUAUAGCGAUCCAUCCAAUCAGCUCCACUACAGGGUCAACAGCUGGCACGCUUGCACCUAUUGCACUGUUUUGUUUCACAAGUAGCUUUAAAAACACGAUGUUUGUAAGAUUUGUAUUUUCUAUCGCAGUUUGUCAUGGAUGGAACAAUUUGACAGACAGUCAUACUGGUACUGUCUAUGUCUACAAAACAAAGUGAUGGUGUGUGCAAAGGGGCAUCGCCUCUGCUCUAUUUAACCUGUGAACUGGCCUCUACUGAACCACAAUGUAUAAUCCAACUGGCUGAAAACUUAAGUUAUUGCAUACAGUGUGUCUCAUUCAUUAUGCUGCAAUUCUGUACAUAUUAUUUUUCUUUUAGCUAAUUAGCUCUUUCUUCAUAUCAGUAUUUGUACCUGACACACAUGAUUUGUUAAGACAGAACUGUUGCUUGGAAAAGCUAAUGGGUACUGCCACUUGCUGUAUUUGUGAAGAACCAAACUGUUUCUUUGUGCAGGAUCCUUUUAGGUAAAUUGUUCUAAUGUUCUAAUGCGAUAUAAGGAGGAGUCACUGCUGCCUCAGGGAUUUGCAGGGUACUUGUUUCUCUGCCAUCCCCUGUCCUGCUGAUAGAGACCCAGGCCACAGUGCUUCUGAACUACAGUCCGCCACAUCCAUGUGGGGCUAACAGGAAUGGCCGAUGAGCUGAAAACCACUUGCAUUGGGUAUUGAGAAUUUUAAGUUAAUUUGUAAAUAUAUACAGUAUAUAUAUUAAAAAUGAAUUUUAAGUAAGACAAAAA